AUGCAAAGGGGGAGGACACAGACUUUACGCGGAAGAUCGAGGAACGCUUUCGUAAAAGCGAUACAUCUUCGUGGGGUCGUAUUCCUGACAGGUUCUGGCCGGUUCUCCACGAUUGCCAACCCCCCUCCAUAUGCCGUUAUCCGCGAGUACGGCGUCUGUCCACGACACCUUCCUCUCGCCAGCGCACACGAGCCACACCAAGACUCGGCAGCAACCCGAAACCCAGGAGCAGAAACAACUCCAGAUAAGGACUAUGCUGAGGACCUGCUGGAGACUGGUGGCUAG
Molecule: messenger RNA, 285 nt
Organism: Sporothrix schenckii 1099-18
Lineage: Eukaryota; Fungi; Ascomycota; Sordariomycetes; Ophiostomatales; Ophiostomataceae
Exons: 1
Coding region: 1-285 (94 amino acids)
Source: RefSeq, a predicted model, not a curated record